AUGGCUGGAGCGGGCCCUUGCCGCCCCGCAGCAGCGGCGCCCCCGCGCGGCCGUCCCGCGGCGAGCACCAAGCGGGCUACCUGGUCCAGGUCAUCUACUCGGCCAGAGGUAGCCAGCAUAGAGCCACUGGACCCCAACCAGCAGCAGUGCUCCCAGAAGGCCGUGGUGCAGGCCCGCCUGACCCAACCCACUCGCCUGACCAGCAUCAUUUCCGCGGAGGACAUCACUACUGGACAGGUCUUGCGCUGUGAUGCCAUUGUUGACCUCAUCCACGGCAUUCAGAUUGUCUCCACCACCCGGGAGCUCUACCUGGAAGACUCGCCCCUCGAGUUGAAGAUCCAGGCUCUGGACUCGGAAGGGAACACAUUCAGCACCCUGGCUGGACUCGUCUUCGACUGGACAGUUGUGAAGGACACAGAAGCAGAUGGAUUCUCAGAUUCACACAACUCCUUACGAAUCCUCACUUUCUUGGAGUCAACAUACAUCCCUCCUUCCUACAUCUCCGAGAUGGAAAAGGUGGCCAAGCAAGGGGACACCAUCUUGGUGUCCGGCAUGAAGACUGGGAGUUCCAAGCUGAAGGCACGCAUUCAGGAAGGGGUCUACCAGAACGUCCGCCCCGCAGAAGUCAGGCUGCUGAUCCUGGAGAACAUCCUCCUGAACCCAGCCUAUGAUGUCUACCUGAUGGUGGGAACCUCCAUCCGCUACAAAGUGCAGAAAAUCAGACAGGGAAGGAUCAUAGAACUCAUGAUGCCCUCGGACCAAUAUGAGCUACAGCUUCAGAACAGCAUCCUGGGCACAGAGGGAGACUCGGCCCAGCCUGUAGCCCUCCUGGACCAGGAGACAUCCACUGUCACUGCCCUGCAGCUGGGAAAGAGCAACCUCGUCCUCUGUCACAGGAAUAUCCUCUUCCCUGGCAUCCGCAUGCAAGGGGCUUCCAGGUUACCCAACAGCACCAUUUACAUUGUGGAGCCUGGCUACGUGGGGUUUACAAUUCACCCUGGUGACCGAUGGGUGCUUGAAAUGGGCCGUCUGUACGAAGUCACCAUCGACGUGUUUGACAAGUCUAGCAACAAAGUCUAUGUGACGGAGAACAUUCGAAUUGAAACCGUGCUCCCUGCUGAGUUCUUUGAGGUGCUGUCAUCCUCCCAGAAUGGGUCAUACCAUCACGUCAGAGCCAUCAAGAGGGGCCAGACAACCAUCAGUGCAGCCCUCACCUCUGUGGUGGACCAGGAUGGAGGAGUCCACACAUUACAUGUGCCUGUGUGGAACCAGCAGGAGGUUGAGAUUCAUGUCCCCAUCACCCUCUUCCCUAGCAUCUUGACAUUUCCAUGGCAACCAAAGACAGGCGCCUACCAGUACACAAUAAAGGCCCACGGUGGGAGUGGAAACUUCAGCUGGUCAUCGUCAAGCUCUGCAGUUGCCACAGUCACUGUUAAGGGUGUUAUGACCACAGGGAGCGACACUGGACUCAGUGUGAUCCAGGCACGCGAUGUACAGAACCCUCUACACUUCGGCGAGAUGAAGGUGUAUGUGAUCGAGCCCAGCAGCAUGGAGUUUGCUCCGUGCCAGGUGGAGGCACGAGUGGGCGGGACCUUGGAAUUGCCCCUGAGGAUCAACGGCCUCAUGCCUGGAGGUGCCAACGAGGUGGUCACCCUGAGUGACUGCUCCCACUUUGACCUGCUAGUUGAGGUGGAGAACCAGGGCGUGUUCCAGCCACUCCCCGGGAGGCUCAAGCCAGGAUCCGAGCACUGCAGUGGCGUCCAGGUGCAAGCAGAGGCCCAGGGUCACACCACCCUCCUCGUGAGCUACAAGCACAGCCACAUCCACCUGAGUGCCAGAAUCACCAUUGGUGCCUACCUGCCCCUCCAGGCUGUGGAUCCCUCCUCUGUUGCCUUGGUAACCCUGGGCUCCUCAAAGGAGAUGCUGUUUGAAGGUGGUCCCAGACCUUGGGUCCUUGAGCCUUCCAAGUUCUUCCGGAACAUCACCUCUGAGGAUACGGACAGCAUCAGUCUGGCUCUCUUCGGCCCCCCCGCCUCCCGGAAUUACCAGCAACACUGGGUCCUGGUUACUUGCCGGGCCCUUGGCGAGCAGAUCAUUGCCCUCUCGGUGGGGAACAAGCCCAGCAUUACCAACCCGUUCCCUGCAGUGGAGCCUGCUGUGGUGAAGUUCGUGUGUGCCCCACCAUCCAGGCUCACCCUCACGCCUGUCUAUGCCAGUCCCCAGCUGGACCUGUCCUGCCCACUGCUGCAGCAGAACAAGCAAGUGGUGCCUGUCUCCAACCACCGCAGCCCUCUGCUCAACCUGGCUGCCUACGACCAGCAGGGCCGCCGAUUUGACAACUUCAGCUCUCUGAACAUCCAAUGGGAAUCCACCAAGCCGCUUUUGGCCAGCAUUGAGCUCAGCCUACCCAUGCAGCUGGUGUCCCAGGAUGAUGGGAGCGGCCAGAAGAAGCUGCAUGGUUUGCAGGCCAUCUUGGUGCAUGAGGCUUCGGGAACUACAUCCAUCUCUGCCACUGUGACAGGCUACCAGCAGUCUCACCUCAGCGCAGCCAGAACGAAGCUGCCGUAUGAUCCUCUCUUACCAGUGUCAGCCUCCAUUGAGCUGAUUCUGGUAGAAGAUGUGAGAGUGAAUCCAAAGGAAGUGACCAUCUACAACCACCCUGGAGUCCAGGUGGAACUCCACAUCAGAGGAGGCUCUGGCUACUUUUUCCUCAACACCAGCAUCUCAGACAUCAUCAAAGUGACCUACCAGGAGACCAGGGGCAUCGCCACGGUGCACCCGCUGCUCCCGGGCACCCUUGCUGUCAUGAUCCAUGACCUGUGCCUGGCCUUCCCGGCCCCGGCCAAGGCUGAAAUCUCCAUCUCAGACAUCCAGGAACUGUACAUCCGGGUGGUGGACAAGGUGGAAAUUGGGAAGACAGUCAAGGCGUACGUGCGCGUGCUGGACUUUGACAAGAAGCCUUUCCUGGCCAAGUACUUUGCCUUUAUGGACCUGAAACUCCAAGCAGCCUCCCAGAUUGUCACGCUGGUGGCCCUCAAUGAAGCCCUGGACCACUACACCGCCGCCUUUCUGAUCCACGGGGUGACCAUUGGCCAGACUAGCCUGACUGCAACAGUGACUGAUAAAGCCGGACAGAGAAUCAGCUCAGCCCCGCAGCAGAUUGAAGUGUUCCCCCCAUUCAGGUUGAUACCCAGGAAGGUGACUCUGAUCAUUGGAGCCACCAUGCAGAUCACCUCAGAGGGCGGCCCCCAGCCUCAGUCCAACAUCCUGUUCUCCAUCAGUGAUGCGAGCCUGGCAGCAGUGAGCAGCACCGGGCUGGUGCAAGGCCUCGCCGUGGGCAAUGGCACCGUCGAGGGGGUCGUGCAGGCCGUGGACGCCGAGACGGGCAAGGUCGUGGUGGUGUCUCAGGAUCGUGUGGAGGUGGAGGUGCUGCAGCUCCGGGCAGUGAGGAUCCGAGCCCCCAUCACGCGGAUGAGGACAGGGACCCAGAUGCCAGUCUAUAUCACCGGGAUCACCAGCAGCCAGAACCCUUUCUCCUUUGGCAACGCUGUGCCAGGCCUGACAUUCUACUGGUCUGUCACCAAACGGGACAUCCUAGACAUCCGAGGACGACACCACGAGGCAUCAAUCCAGCUCCCAUCACAGUACAACUUCGCCAUGAAUGUGCACGGCCGCACGAAAGGCCGGACUGGACUGAAGGUGGUGGUUAAGGCCCUGGACCCCACAGCUGGGCAGCUGCACGGCCUUGCCAAGGAGCUCUCCGAUGAGAUCCAGAUCCAGGUGUUUGAAAAACUGCUGCUGCUGAGCCCUGAAAUGGAAGCAGAGCAAAUAUUAAUGUCACCCAACUCGUGUCUAAAGCUUCAGACAAACAGGGAUGGUGCAGCGUCUCUAAACUACCGCAUUCUGGAAGGGCCCGAGAAGGUUCCAGUUGUGCACAUUGACGAGAAAGGCUUGUUGGUGUCAGGAUCCAUGAUCGGGACGUCCACCGUCGAAGUGAUUGCCCAGGAGCCUUUUGGGGCCAACCAGACCAUCAUUGUUGCUGUGAAGGUGUCCCCUGUUUCCUACCUGAGGCUCUCCAUGAGCCCCGUCCUGCACACUCACAACAAGGAGCCAUUGCCGGCCCUACCUUUGGGAAUGACCAUGACCUUCACUGUCCACUUCCAUGACAGCUCGGGAGACAUCUUCGACGCACACAAUUCCGUCCUCAACUUUGCAACUAACAGGGAUGACUUUGUGCAGAUUGGAAAGGGCACCAACAACAACACCUGCGUCAUCCGCUCCAUCAGCGUUGGCCUGACACUGCUCAGUGUGUGGGACACGCAGCACGUGGGCCUUGCCGACUUUGUCCCGUUGCCGGUGCUGCAGGCCAUCUCCCCGGAGCUGCCUGGAGGUGUGAGCGUCGGGGACGUCCUCUGCCUGUCCUCCACCCUCAUCAGCCAGGAAGGCCUCUCAGGCACCUGGAGCUCCUCUGCCAGCGGCACCCUCCAUGUCAACCCUAAGACAGGCGUGGCCGUGGCCCGGGACGUGGGAGCCGUGACUCUGUACUACGAGGUAGCCGGGCUCCUACGCACCUACAAGGAGAUCACGAUUGCUGCUCCGUCGCGGGUCGUGGCCCGUCACAUCCAUGCUGUCCACUCCGGCUCCUCCCAGGAGGUCGCUGCCUCCAGAGUGACCGUCACCUUGGGAGACAGGAGCUCUAACCUCAGAGGCGAAUGCUCUCCUGCCCAGUUGGAUAUCAUCAGGAACUUGCACCCAGAGUCCCUCAUCAGCUGCCAGCUCCAGUUCAAGCACGAUGUCUUUGACUUCCCAGCAGGGGACAUUUUCACCACAGAACCUGGGUUUGACGUAGCUCAGGGCCGAUACCUCUGCACCGUCGUAAUGCAAAGGCUGUCGGACAAGCAGCGGAAGCACCUCAGCAUGAGAAAGACCACCCUGGUGGUCACAGCCUCCCUGGCUGGCAGCUUCCCCGGAGAGCAGGUGGGGGCCGAGGUGCCCUUCAGCCCAGGGCUCUACACUGACGAGGCCGAAAUCCUGCUGAGCAACCAGUACACCAGCUCUGAGGUCAAGGUCUUUGGUGCCGUGGAGAUUCUGGAGAACCUGGAGGUAAAGUCUGGCUCCCCUGCCGUGCUGGCCUUCGUCAAGGACAAAUCUUUCGGACUGCCCAGCUUUGUCACGUACACGGUCAGCGUCUCCGACCCCACCGCCGGCAGCCAGGGCCCCUUGACCACUGCCCUCACUUUUUCUAGCCCCACAACCAACCAAGCUCUCACCCUUCCGGUCACUGUGGCUUUCGUGAUGGACCGCCGCGGGCCCGGGCCUCAUGGGACCACGCUCUUCCAGCACUUCCUGGAUUCUUACCAAGUCAUGUUCUUCACGCUGUUUGCCCUACUGGCUGGGACCGCCGUCAUGAUCAUCGCCUACCACACGGUCUGCACCCCCCGAGAGCCUGCUGCCAUGUCAGCCUUCACGCCCAGAGCCAGCCUGAGGCCCAGCCUCAACUAUUUUGCUGCUUCUUCACCACCUUCUUUAAACGCGCUGCCUCCCAGUCGCAAAGCCAGCCCUCCCUCAGGGCUGUGGAGCCAGGCCUACGCCUCCCAUUAG
Elephantulus edwardii (Cape elephant shrew) is the source of this 5601-nucleotide messenger RNA. It is a transcript of the gene NUP210, whose product is annotated as nucleoporin 210kDa. Lineage: Eukaryota; Metazoa; Chordata; Mammalia; Macroscelidea; Macroscelididae. The transcript is spliced from 41 exons. The record is from RefSeq and is a predicted model, not a curated record. Gene Ontology annotation, cellular component: nuclear pore. The coding region runs from base 1 to 5601 and encodes 1866 amino acids.